Messenger RNA from Anopheles bellator, 6507 nucleotides. RefSeq names its product CLIP-associating protein (gene chb). Gene Ontology annotation, biological process: mitotic spindle assembly. The coding region runs from base 1 to 4551 and encodes 1516 amino acids. The record is from RefSeq and is a predicted model, not a curated record. Lineage: Eukaryota; Metazoa; Arthropoda; Insecta; Diptera; Culicidae. Gene Ontology annotation, molecular function: microtubule binding. The transcript is spliced from 21 exons. Gene Ontology annotation, cellular component: mitotic spindle; microtubule organizing center; spindle microtubule.
AUGGCGUACCAAAAGCCGGCCGAUAUCGACGGAUACGUCACCCAGAUGGCCAAGGCGGACAUGCGCGUGAAGGCGCAGCUGGCCGAGGAUCUGGUGCUGUACUUGAGCGAUUCGGAAAACUCGAUCGAAUGCACCGAUCUCGGGCUGCUCAUUGAUGGGCUCAUUCCGUGGAUGACCGGAAGUCACCAUAAGAUCGCACAGCGCGCCCUUGAGGCGUUUACCGAGCUGAUCGUUCGGUUAGGGCAGGAUUUUAACGCGUACACCUCGACCAUUCUGCCGCACGUGAUCGACAGACUCGGCGACAGCCGUGAUACGGUGCGGGAGAAGGCCCAGCUUCUGUUGCACAAGCUAAUGGAGUGCCGGGUGGUGCUCCCGCAGUCCCUACUGGACAAGCUGAACGUCUGCUUUAAGCACAAGAAUUCGAAGGUGCGCGAGGAGUUCCUGCAGACGAUCGUCAGCACACUCAACGAGUACGGCACACAGUCGCUGUCGGUAAAGGUGUACAUCCCGCCGAUCGUCAGCCUGCUGGGCGAUCCGUCGCCCACGGUCCGGGAUGCGGCCAUCCAGACGUUGGUCGAAAUUUACAAACACGUCGGUGAUAAACUGCGGAUUGAUCUGAAGAAGCGCGAAGUUCCCCCGACGAAGGUGGCCAUUCUGGAGCAAAAGUUUGACGAAGCACGUAACGAUGGGCUGCUGCUGCCGUCGGCGCUUACGGUGCCGGCCUCGGCCGGUGGUGGUCAUGACGAGCUAGACCGAGCGGCCGUGGUCGAGCGACCGACGAGGCUAGUGAAGCGCACUCCUUCGGCGGCCACCCCACGGAAGCCAUUGUUCGAAUCGGGACAGCAGGGCUCGGGUGAUCUAAUGCUCGCGGCCGGUGCCGUUUCGGUCGAUGUGUUCGAAGCGUCGUUCGAGAGCGUACCGCAGCUGACCAUCUUUUCGCAGCGUGAUAUGGACGACCACAUGAAGUCGAUCAACACGCUGAUCGGGGACAAGAGCGUCGACUGGGAGAAGCGCGUGGACGCGCUGAAGAAGAUCCGUUCGCUGCUAAUGAUCAACAUCCAAGGCUCGCCCACCUUCGUGCAGCAGCUGAAGGAUCUAUCGAUCGCGUUUCUCGACAUCCUGAAGGAGCUCCGGUCGCAGGUUAUCCGCGAGGCGUGCAUAACGCUCGCAUAUAUGAGCAAGGUGCUGAAGAGCCGGUUGGACCAGUUCACGAUCUACAUCCUUCAGGAGUUGAUCAACCUGAUCCAGAACUCGGCCAAAGUAAUCUCCUCGUCCGGCACGCUCGCACUCAAGUUCGUGAUACGGUACACGCACGCCCCGAAGAUCAUUCCGAUCCUGACGCAGAAUCUCAUGCUGUCCAAAUCGAAAGACAUUCGCAGCUCGCUCUCGGAGCUACUGAUCCUGCUGUUCGAGGAGUGGCCUACGAAGGCGCUGGAAAAACACAACAGUCUGCUGCGGGAAGCACUCCGCAAGGGCAUCGGCGAUGCGGACAACGACGCGCGACGACACAGUAGAUGUGCGUUUUGGAUCUUUCGAAGACACUUUCCCGAGCUGGCCGAUAGUCUGUACGGGUCGCUAGACAUUUCUACGCAGCGUGCCCUCGAACGGGAGCGGGACAAUCUCGGAACAAACGGUACCAACUCCAUGAGCGGCUCCUCGCCCAAAGAACGAAGGCAAUCGUCCGGGCUGCGGAGUCCCGCGACUGCACAACCACCAGCUGCUGCCGGUGGCUUUCGGAGUGUGUCCGCGGUCGAUACGGCCGCAGCUCAGCGGGCACGGGCCAGAGCACAGUACUCCACGCUGGCCAGGAUGAAGGUGACUUCCGGGACGGCAUCGCUGCAAGGACACUACGCGCAACAAGCACGUGCUAAAAAGACACCGACAGCAUCCGCCUCAUCCGCUGCCAACACGGUUACGCCACAGCAACCUCCCACACCGGAGCGUAAGAUCAGAUCGCGCGCAGGAGUGUCACAGUCACAGCCCACAUCACGGAGUACGUCGCCGUCGAGCAAAAUGCGUGAUCUUUACGGUGGCGUCACCUCCGUCUACCGCCAGACGGGCACCGUGCCGAAGAAGGCCCAAUCCGGCAUACCGCGAUCGUUGGCAAACUCUCGGGAAACUAGCCCCACCAGGUCACAAACUCAGUUCGGUUCGCUGAGACGCCACGCGUACGGUACGAGCAGCCCGCGGAGACCGCCGCUCAAUCCGGGGCGCCCGGUGCUGGCCCAGAAGAUUCUCCAGCAGAGCCGAGAAGCAGAGAGCGCCCUGGCGGAUGCCCUGUCCCCGGGCGACGAGGCAGACCUGGCGUGCGCAGACUUUGCCCGGCUCGGGCUGCACCGGAAGAUUUCGCGCGACGAAUCGGACGAAAGCGAAGCGUCGUCCGUGUGCUCGGAGCGGAGUUACGAUUCGUACCGGCGGGGCAAUGAUUCAUUCUCGUGGAAUGGCUCGCGAACGCGCCUCGACAGCUCACGGCCGGCGAUCGAGGAUAUCGAAACGAUCAUUCAGUUUUGCGCCUCGACGCACUGGUCCGAGCGGAAGGACGGGCUGGUCAGCCUAACGCAGUACCUCAGCGAGGGCAAGAUGCUGACUCAGCAUCAGCUCCAGUGCGUGCUCGAUCUGUUCCGCAAGAUGUUCAUGGAUCCGCACAUCAAGGUAUACGCCCUGUUUUUGGACACUGUCAACGAGCUGAUUCUGUCGCACUCGAUCGAUCUGCACGAUUGGCUGUUCAUACUGCUGACGCGUCUGUUCAACAAGCUGGGCACCGAUCUGCUGGGAUCGAUGAAUGGGAAGAUUUGGAAAACACUCCAGCUCAUCUAUGAGUACUUCCCGUUCGAUCUGCAGCUACAGUGUGUCUUUCGAAUUCUGGUUGACAAUGCACAAACACCGAACGUCAAGACACGCCAGGCCACACUCCGCUUCCUGACGCAGUUGGUGAUGAACUACUGCACCGGGCCACAGUUCGUGGUGCACCCGCAGAACCAGCAGGUCAUGAACCUCGCCAUCCAGAAGAUCAUCCAGACGUCGCUUGAUCAGAAAAGUAUCGAACUAAAGUCGCAGGCACGCCAGUGCAUCAUUGCGCUCUACAAUUGUAACCCUUCUCAGAUGACAAUGACACUUGGGAACCUUCCAAAACAGUACCAGGACACGGCGCGGGCAUACAUUCAGCAUAACAUGAGAAGAAGCGCUUCAGCGUGUAACGCCCGUAGCGUGCGACCCCCAUCAUCACCACUGUCGUCUUCAAGCCCCAAACCAUUGCUUAGCCCUCAGCAAGGGCCCUAUAGUUUACAGAAUAUCGCUAGUCCCCGCUCGCGGCAGGCAUCGGUGGAGGUACCGACGGAAUCGAUGAACACGGAGGAAGUGUACAAGCACCUCCGCAAGACGACGGCCGAGAUACAGAACUACAGCUUCGAAUCCAAGCUGGACAUGAACGGCAAGGAUUCCGGCAUCGGCAGCCAGAUCGGGGACCGAGAUCCCCACAACAACAACGUGAUGCUACAGUCGAUGACGGUACUCGAGACCGGUGGUGGAGUUGGUGGGCUCGGCAUUUACGGAUUGCCAUCGAACGGUAUCAAUGGCCAUAUCGUGGCAGGAUUCGGAGGUCUCGAAAAGGACGAUUCCUGCAAUGGAUCGAAAACACAGUCCGCCACGACGACGGAAUCGAACACGCCCGAAAACACCGUCCGGUUAGACGGCAUGGACCUGGCACACAAGACGAUAGCCCAGCAGCAGCAGCAACAGCAACAGCAGCCUCGCUACAGCCUUGCGGAGAACGGCGAGGUGGUACUGGACAAAGGUGUAAAGGAAAAUGACGUCAUCAAGGCAGCGAUCCUGCUGUCACACGAAUCGGCACCGGAGGUCACGAAGCAGGUGUUAGAGAAUCUACGAACCUGCAUCAAGUACGGAACGUGUGAGCUACCGAUUAAGAACUUCAAAGCAAUCAUGAAGAUGUUGUUACAUCUGAUGGAGUCGCAGAACAACGAUGUGCUGAUAGCAGCACUCCACACGCUGGGCCGAAUCGUGCGCAGUGGCAACAUGAAGGCCUGUUGGAGCAAGUUUCUCGAGUUGAUUCUGUUGAAGAUUAUAGACUGUUACAAAAUUAGCAAGGAGGUAUCGCGCGAGAUUGACAUAAUUGUUGUGAAGAUUGCGAACGUUUUGCCGCUGGACGUGUCUGUCAACAUUCUGAACCCGGUGAUUGCGACCGGCGAGUUCCCGGCGAACUUGUGCGCCCUGAAGAUCCUCACCGAGCUGACGCACAACCAGGGCAAGGGGCUGACCGAUAAUCAUCUAGAUAGUAUAAUGCCAAAUGUAGCUAGGCUCGCUGAUGAUAGUCAAUCGAUGGUACGAAAGGCGGCAGUAUUCUGUAUCGUGAAGCUGUACGUGGUGAUGGGCGAGGACAAAGUGAAACCAAAAUUCUCUUUACUGAAUGCGAGUAAGAUAAGAUUGCUGAAUGUGUACAUUGCAAAGUCCCAGGGCAGCGGUGGUGGUAGUGCCGGAGGCGGCAACAGCCGGACGGGAGGAUCAUCGGCGACCACCACGACGGCAAUGUCAUGAUCCAAAAACGCCAAGUGAUUACUAUUCAAAGGACGCAAAUUCGCUAAACUGCUCUGUAAAUUCCGUAGAAGCAUCGCCGUUAUUCAGGAGUAAAACGUUAUUUAUCGACCGCCAAGGCGUGCGCACCUCAACCUACUUCCGGCUUCCGGUUCGAGCUAUAAGCGCCUAGCCAGCCGCCCUUCUCGGUCUCUUGGGCCCGUUUUGUAUGUGUCCUUCCAACUGGAAUACAAUAAGUAAGGCCGGUUUGCCACAGUUUUAAGACGUGUGUAGCGCUUAGUAUAGAGACACCGCUAGUGUGACGAUAAUGUGUUUUGAUCUUUACUAUUAUCGUUAACUUUACACUCGGUUGUGCUCCCCAGACCAUAUUCCAGAUCAUGUGGGUCUCCCUGGUCCUUGUUUUUCUUUUGUUGGUUGGGUCGCUGCUGUUUCGCCGGCCGAUGGUGGUUUGAUUAGUGUGCGGUUUUAUUUUAUACACUGAUCGUCGAUCGUUCGCAAUGGUAUCACGUGUAACAGUAACUACCACACUUGUGAACCACACCAACAACACAAAAACAUCUUGUUCGCACAAGGUUUGUCCGCGUUGCUCUGCACUCUGUGUGUGUCGCAUCGGGGAAGACGACCAAAACGGCCAAAUAAUGUAUCUUGAACCUUAUGGCCAAACUCGGUAACGUUAGUGACUUGUUUUAUAUCUAGGAGCGUGCCCCGGAACACGAACGGGAACAACCGGCAUCGUCCCGGUACGCGCAAGCUGCAAAAGUAUUAUACCUGCUGCUGACUAUCGUUUUAUAUUUUCUUCUCGUUAUUUUUUUGUGGCCGUAUGGUGGCCCUGCGGUGUGGAAGGAGUAAGCAAGAGAAUAACUAUUAAUGUGUGACGUGCAACUGCGACUCGCUUUGUGCACGCGCGACCGUACAGGGCGAUUGACAGAACUGGACGUGGGAGAGAGUGGCGGGUGUUAAAGACGCAACCUUAGCACGCAGCAGCAAUGAACCAUCAACAAUUAUAGUACCUUUGUUGGAAACCACUCGAAACUCGAGAGUAAACUAAGAGAGAUGGCGUUAACCCCGGGAUCCGAAAAUGAGAGGUGAAUCUUUUGGAUACCGAACCACGUAGAGUGCAGAGAAAGAUGUCCUGGCAAAACAUUAUACUUUCCAGUAGAGAGAGAGAUAGAAAGCAAGAAAGAAAGAAAGAAAGAAAGAAAGAAAGAAAGAAAGAAAGAAACGCAGAAGCACGAGAGAGAAAGACCUCUGCUCGGGAUGUCUAGUCGCGUAAACGUUAAGAGGAAGAAGGGACAUUAUUGGGUGUUUGAUCAUCUCUUGUAUCACGGCAUAAAGUACGAUUGAAGAAAUGGAGAAAAAGAGAGCGAGAGACAGAGAACGAUAAUUGUAAACUGUAGAAUGUGCUAAUAUUGAAAAAAAGGUGGCAACGAUCGAUAAACGAUCGCUAAGGAAUACAUUCAAAUGAUUUGAAGAUAAAAAAGAAAAGGGUGCGUCGAAGCUUGGAACACGAUCGAAGUAGGCGCGCACGUCAGUGUGAGUCGCGCACAGAACCCAGAACAACCAAGUGAACGAAAUAGAUAUAUAGAUCGAAAGAGAGAGAGAGAGAGAGAGUAAGAAAUGGAAAAGGCAAGCAAAUACUAAAGCAUUAAAGUUGAACAAUUAAUUAUUAAACCCUUACUAAUAAAACAGGAAAAAGACGACAAAUUAAUAGAAAAGAAGAUCCCAGAGAGGGUAGCGAUAUGUUUGUGUUUGCUCUUUAUUAUACUCUUUCGUUUUCUCACCGCUUACGUCGAUGCAUUUUGUAAAUUCGUUUGCCAGAAAGCCCCUUUGGUAAAAGGUACAGCAAAAUGCAUCGACCAAAGAGGGAUUUAUGAAAAACUUUCAUAUUUUUUCAAUGUUUAUCCGUAGAAUGUUUUUAACAUUUGCCAUUUGAUACAUAUUAUUUCUCUUCAGCUCCUU